Molecule: messenger RNA, 11686 nt
Organism: Manis pentadactyla (Chinese pangolin)
Lineage: Eukaryota; Metazoa; Chordata; Mammalia; Pholidota; Manidae
Gene: MUC5AC
Product: mucin 5AC, oligomeric mucus/gel-forming
Exons: 55
Cellular component (GO): extracellular matrix
Molecular function (GO): protein binding
Source: RefSeq, a predicted model, not a curated record
GGCCGUCACCCCUCCCUGCACACGAUGGGUGGCUGGAGAGAGCCGGCCCUGCUCUGGGCCCUGGCUCUUGCCCUGGCCUGUGCCCAGCACGCAGGCAACCCGGCCCGCGGGAUGACCAUCCUCCCACCUCUGGUGCGAGCCCAGAACCCGGCACACAACGGGCGUGUGUGCAGCACCUGGGGCGACUUCCACUACAAGACCUUCGACGGCAAUGUCUUCCGCUUCCCCGGCCUGUGCAACUACGUCUUCUCCGCUCACUGUGGCGCCGCCUAUGAGGACUUCGAUGUCCAGCUCCGUCGAGGCCAGGAGUCCAACACCACCACGCUGAGCAGGGUUGUCAUGAAGAUCGACGGCAUGGUGGUUGAGCUGACCAAGAACUCCACCCAGGUCGAUGGGCACCUAGUUCAGCUGCCCUUCAGCCGGUCCGGGGUCCUUAUCCAGCAGGGUGGCGGCUUCCUGAAGGUGGUGGCCAGGCUGGGCCUGGUCCUCAUGUGGAACCAGGAUGACAGUCUCCUGCUGGAGCUGGACACCAAGUACGCCAACCAGACCUGUGGACUCUGUGGAGACUUCAACGGUGACCCCGUCCUCAACGAGUUCCUCUCCCACGAUGUCAAGCUGACCCCCGCCGAGUUCGGGAACCUGCAGAAGAUGGACGGCCCCACAGAGCAAUGUCAGGACCCUGUCUCUGCACCCCCGAAGGACUGCUCCCCUGACUUUGGCGUCUGCAGGGAGGUCCUGGGCAGCCGGCUCUUCUCAGGCUGCAACGCCCUGGUGGACGCCAGCAGCUAUGUGGAGGCUUGCCAGCACGACCGGUGCCAUUGUGAGCAUGCCAACCGGACCAGCUGUGUGUGCCACACCCUCGCCGAGUACUCCCGCCAGUGUGCCCAUGCCGGGGGGCUGCCCCUGGACUGGCGGGGCCCCGACCUCUGCCCCCAGACCUGCCCUGGCAACAUGCAGCACCGGGAGUGUGGCUCGCCCUGUGCCAACACCUGUUCCAACCCGGGGCGCGCCCAGCUCUGUGAGGACCACUGCGUGGCUGGCUGCUUCUGCCCCGAAGGGAUGGUGCUGGAUGACAUUGGCCACACUGGCUGCAUCCCUGUGUCCCGGUGCUCCUGUGUGUACAGCGGGGACACCUACGCCCCGGGGGCCGUCUAUGCCACAGACUGCACCCGCUGCGCCUGCUCCAGGGGCCGGUGGGAGUGCCAGGAGGUGCCGUGCCCGGGAACCUGCUCUGUGCUGGGAGGCUCCCACUUCUCCACAUUUGACAAGAGGCAGUACACAGUGCACGGAGACUGCAGCUACGUGCUGGCCAAGCCCUGUGACAGCAGUGCCUUCGCCGUGCUGGCCGAGCUGCGCCGGUGCGGGCUGACGGACAGCGAGACCUGCCUGAAGGGCCUGACACUGAGCCUGGGCCGGAGCCAGACGGCCAUCGUGAUCAAGGCCAGUGGGGAGGUGUUUGUGAACCAGAUCUACACCCAGCUGCCAGUCUCAGCAGGCAACGUCACAGUCUUCAGACCAUCCACCUUCUUCAUCGUUGUCCAGACCGACCUGGGCCUGCAGCUGGCCGUGCAGCUGGUACCCACCAUGCAGGUGUUCCUGAGGCUGGUGCCCGAGCUCCGGGGGCUGACCUGCGGCCUGUGCGGGAACUUCAACAGCAACCAGGCCGACGACUUCCGGACCCUCAGCGGUGUGGUGGAGGGCACGGCCGCCGCCUUCGCCAACACCUGGAAGACCCAGGCCGCCUGCCCCAACGUGAAGAACAGCUUCGAGGACCCCUGCUCCCUCAGCGUGGAGAAUGAGAAGUUUGCUCAGCACUGGUGCUCGCGGCUUACGGACCCCCAGGGCCCCUUCUCCCAGUGCCAUGCCGCCGUGAACCCUAGCUUCUACUACGCGAACUGCAUGUUUGACACAUGUAACUGUGAGAAGAGCGAGGACUGCAUGUGUGCCGCCCUGUCCUCCUACGUGCGUGCCUGCGCCGUCAAGGGCGUGCUGCUCCGCGGCUGGAGGGCCGGUGCCUGUGCAAAGCCCAUGGCCACCUGCCCCAAGUCCAUGACCUACCACUACCAGAUCAGCGCCUGCCAGCCCACCUGUCGCGCCCGGACCGCCGAGGACAUCACCUGCGGCAUUGCCUUCGUGCCUGUAGACGGCUGCACCUGCCCCCAUGGCACCUUCCUGGAUGACUCGGGCAAGUGUGUGCCGGCCACCAGCUGUCCCUGCUAUCACAGGGGCUCGGCACUGCCCAACGGGGAGUCGUUGCACGAGCACGGGGUCAUCUGCACCUGCACACAGGGCACCCUGACCUGCAUCGGAGGCCAUGCCCGUGCCCCAGUGUGCGCCCCACCCAUGGUCUACUUUGACUGCCGCAAUGCUACGCGCGGGGCCGUGGGGGCUGGCUGUCAGAAGAGCUGCCACACCCUGGACAUGGACUGUUACAGCCCCCACUGCGAGUCCGGCUGCCUGUGUCCCGAUGGGCUGGUGGCCAACGGCGAAGGCGGCUGCAUCGCUGAGACCGACUGCCCCUGCGUGCACAAUGAGGCCAGCUACCUGCCUGGCCAGACCAUCCGGGUGGGCUGCAACACCUGCACCUGCAAGGACAGGAUGUGGCAGUGCACAGAGAAGCCCUGCCUGGCCACCUGCGCGGCCUACGGGGACGGCCACGUCAUCACCUUCGACGGUGCAUGGUACAGCUUCAGCGGGGACUGCGAGUACACGCUGGCCCAGGACCACUGUGGCGGGAACAGCAGCGUCCAGGACACCUUCCGCGUGGUCACUGAGAACGUCCCCUGUGGCACCACGGGGGCCACCUGCUCCAAGGCCAUCAGGAUCUUCCUGGGGAGCCACGAGCUGAAGCUGAGUGAUGGCAAAGUGGGGGUGAUUGAGAAGAGCGCAGGCCGGGAGGCGCCCUACACCAUCCGCCAGAUGGGCAUCUACCUGGUGCUGGACACUGCAGCCGGCCUGGUGCUGCUGUGGGACAGGAGGACCAGCAUCUUCCUAAGGCUCAGCCCCGAGUUCAAGGGGCGCAUCUGCGGGCUGUGUGGGAAUUUUGAUGGCAACGCCGUCAAUGACUUCACCACACGGAGCCAGUCCAUGGUGGGCGAUGUGCUGGAGUUCGGCAACAGCUGGAAAUCCUCCCCAUCCUGUCCCAAUGCCCUGGCCCCCAGGGACCCCUGCACCGCCAACCCGUACCGCAAGGCCUGGGCCCAGAAGCAGUGCAGCAUCGUCCACAGUGCCACCUUUGCCACCUGCCAUGCCCAUGUGGAGCCAGCCAAGUACUACGAGGCGUGCGUGCAGGACGCGUGCGCCUGUGACUCCGGGGGUGACUGCGAGUGUUUCUGCACGGCCGUGGCCGCCUACGCACAGGCCUGCCAUGACGCGGGCGUGUGCGUGUCCUGGCGGACCCCGGACCGCUGCCCUCUCUUCUGUGACUACUAUAACCCCAAGGGCCAGUGUGAGUGGCACUACCAGCCCUGUGGGGUGCCCUGCAUGAGGACCUGCCGGAACCCCCACGGCCAGUGCCUGCAUGACGUGCGCGGCCUGGAAGGUUGCUACCCCAGGUGCCCACCGAAGGCCCCCAUCUUUGACGAGGACCAGAUGAAGUGUGUGGCCAAGUGCCUGGUCCCGACCCCACCUCAGCACUGCCUUGUCCGGGGCAGGUCGUACCGGCCGGGAGCAGCUGUGCCCUCCGAUGAGAACUGCCACUCCUGCAUUUGCACGGAGAGCGGCACGCAGUGUGCUUAUGACGCCGAGGCCUGUGUUUGCACCUAUGGUGGGCAGCGCUUCCAUCGGGGGGAGGUCAUCUACCAUACGACGGAUGGCACCGGGGGUUGCAUUUCCGCCCACUGCGGGACCAAUGGCACCAUCGACCGGAUGGUCUAUGCCUGCGGCCCCACCACCCCCGUGCCCCAGACCACCUUCUCCUUCUCCAUGCCUCCACCGGGUGUGAGCUCAACACGCCCCAGCCCCUUCAAGAGCACAGUGCCCACAGGCACUCUGAGCACGGUCCCGCCUGCCACCACGGGCACGUCCCCCAGGCUGGCAUCUUCGGUGGCCUCCACCUCUCCCAGCCUGGGCUGUGGGGAAGAUUGCCAGUGGUCACCCUGGCUGGACAUCAGCCAUCCGGGCCGGGGCAUCGACAGCGGGGACUUCGACACGCUGGAGAACCUCCGGGCCCAUGGGUACCGGGUCUGCCAAGCGCCGAGGGAGGUGCAAUGCCGAGCUGAGGACGCUCCUGAGGUGCCACUCCAGGUCCUGGGACAGCGUGUGGACUGCAGCCCGACGGUGGGGCUCGUCUGUUACAACAAGGACCAGCGUUCGGGGCUCUGCCUCAACUACCAGCUCAGGGUCCAGUGCUGCUUCCCCCGAACCUGUGCCACCUCCAGAGGUCCCACACCCCCCACCCCUCCUGCAACCACGCUUGGGAACACCACAGGCACACUUCCGACAGGGAGCCCACCUUCCCCAGCCCCUGUCACCACAACUAGCAAAACACCUGCCCCAGGUGCCUCUAUGCCUGUUCCAGGUACAACUACAACUGCGAAAUCAACUCUCCCAACCCCGAGACCACCACCACCAGUUUCAACAACAGCUUCAACAACUUCUGUGUCUGCCCCAACUCCAUGGUCCAUGGAGCCGACCUCACCUGACACCAGCCAGGUCACCUGUUCACAAGUCCGGUGCACCUGGACUCGGUGGAUCGACGGCAGCUACCCUAAGUCAGACAGGAACAGUGGAGAUUUUGACACUUUUCAAAAUUUGAGAUCAAAAGGGUAUAAAUUCUGUGAAAGGCCAAGUAACGUGGAGUGCAGGGCACAGAUCUUCCCAAACACCCCACUGGCGGAGCUGGGGCAGGAUGUGGUCUGUGACAAAAACGUAGGGCUACUGUGCCUGAACAAGAACCAGAUGCCACCGAUCUGCUACAACUACGAAAUCCGGAUCCAGUGCUGUGAGCAUGUGGAUGUUUGCACAGGACCCACCAGCCAUCCAGUAACAUCACAGACCAAGCGCUACACCUCAAAAAAACCCAGUGCAACCCCUGUGCCAGUACCCAGCAUGACUCCUGCGCAAACAACCAGCCCAACCACUCUGCCAACAAGCACCUCUGAGCCAACUCCCAGCACAACUUCUGUGCCAUCAAGCAGCCCAACCUCUGUCUCUACACCAGUGACAACCGCUACCAACCCCGUGUCCACGCCCUGCAGGCGCCAGUGCAUGUGGACCAAGUGGUUUGACGUGGACUUCCCAUCCCCUGGCCCCCAAGGAGGAGACAUGGAAACCUUCAGCAACAUCAUCAGACGUGGGGAGCAAAUCUGCCGCCUGCCUGAAUUCAUCACCCACCUGGAGUGCCGAGCCGAGAACCACCACGAGGUCAGCAUCGAGCAGCUGGGCCAGGUGGUGCUGUGCAACCCCGACGUGGGCCUGGUGUGCCGGAACCGCGACCAGAAGGGAAAAUUCAGGAUGUGCCUCAACUAUGAGGUCCGCGUGCUGUGCUGUGAGCCCAGGGCAAUCUGCCCGUCCACCAUCACUCCUUCCACAGGACACACCACCUCAAGUGUGAGCAACACGACGCUGACAGUGUCCACCACCCACGUGAGCACAUCCAGCACAACGUCUGUGCCGACAAGCAGUCCAGCUUCUGUGCCAGCAACCCGCUCAACCUCUGUGUCAACCACCAGCCCAACAUUGGUGCCAAUAACCAGCACCUCUGUGCCAACCUCUAGCCCAGCUUCUGUACCAAUAGUCAGCAUGACCACUGCGCAAACCACCAGUCCAACCUCUGUGUCAACAAUCAGCCCAACCCCUCUGCCAACAACAAGCACUUCUGUGCCAACCUCCAGCACAACUUCUGUACCAAUAACCAGCACAAACCUUGUUCCAACAACCAGACCAACCUCUGUACUAUCAACCAGUGCAACACCUGUGAUGGUAACCAGCACCUCUGUGCCAACCUCCAACACAACUUCUGUACCAAUAACCAGCACACCCCCUGUGCUGAUAACCAGCACCUCUCGCAACCUCUGUGUCAACAACCAGCCUAACCCCUCUGUCAACAACCAGCACAACUUUUGUACCAAUAACCAGCACAACCCCAGUUUCGAUAACCAGCCCAACCUCUGUGCAUAUAACCAGCAUGACAGCAGUGCUGAUAACCAGCACAACCUCUGUGCCAAUAACCAGCACAAAUCCUGUGCAAACCACCAGCCCAACCUCUGUGACAACUUCCAGCACAACUUCUAUACCAAAAACCAGCACAACUUCUGUACCAAUAAUCAGCACAACUCCUGUUCCAACAACCAGCCCAACCUCUCUGCAAAUAACCAGCACCUCUGUGCCAACCUCCAGCACAACUUCUAUACCAAUAACCAGCACAACCCCUGUUCCAACAACCAGCACAACCUCUGUACUAUCAACCAGUGCAACACCUGUGCCAUGAAGACCACCACCCACCAUGUGCGCUUCAACUGCAGGCCCCAGUGCACGUGGACCAAGUGGUUUGAUGUGGACUUCCCAUCCCCCGGCCCCCAAGGAGGAGACAUGGAAACCUUCAGCAACAUCAUCAGACGUGGGGAGCAAAUCUGCCGCCUGCCUGAAUUCAUCACCCACCUGGAGUGCCGAGCUGAGAACCACCGCGAGGUCAGCAUCAAGCAGCUGGGCCAGGUGGUGCUGUGCAACCCCGACGUGGGCCUGGUGUGCCGGAACCGCGACCAGAAGGGAAAAUUCAGGAUGUGCCUCAACUAUGAGGUCCGCGUGCUGACACACCACCUCAAGUGUGAGCAACACAACGCUGACAGUGUCCACCACCCACGUGAGCACAUCCAGCACAACGUCUGUGCCGACAAGCAGUCCAGCUUCUGUGCCAGCAACCCGCUCAACUUCUGUGUCAACAACCAGCACAACAUUUGUGCCAAUAACCAGCACAAGCCCCAUGCAAACCAGCAGCCCAACCUCUGUGCCAACCUCCAGCACAACUUCUGUACCAAUAACCAGCUCAACCUCAGUACCGAUAAACAGCACAAACACUGUGCCAAUAACCAGCAUCUCUGUGCCAACCUCCAGCACAAUUUCUGUACCCAUAACCAGCACAACUCCAGUGCUGAUAACCAGCCCAACUUCUGUAUCAACAACCAGUGCAACCCCUGUUUCAACAACCAUCCCAACCCUUGUGUCCACAACCAGCUCAACCCCUCUGCCAAAAUCCAGUAUAUCUGUGCCAACCUCCAGCACAAUUUCAGUACCAAUAACCAGCAUGACAUCUGUGCAAACCACCAGUCCAACCUCUGUAUCAACAGCGAGCACAACCGCACCAACUUCCAGCACUUCUGUGCCAAUAACCAGCACAACCACAGUGCCGAUAAACAGCAGAACCCCUGUUGCAACUUCUGUACCAAUAACCAGCACAACUCCAGUGCUGAUAACCAGCCCAACUUCUGUAUCAACAACCAGUGCAACACCUGUUCCAACAACCAGCCCAACCUCUGUGUCAACAACCAGCUCAACUCCUCUGCCAAAAACCAGCACCUCUGUCUCAACUGCUGUGUCAACCUCCAGCACAACUUCUGUACCAAUAACCAGCACAAGCCCUGUUCCAAUCACCACCUCAACCUCUAUACCAUCAACCAGUGCAACACCUGUGCCUAUAACCAGCACCUCUGUGCCAACUGCCAGCACAACUUCUGUACCAAUAACCAGCACAACCAUUGUGCAAACAACCAGCCAAACCUCUGUGUCAACAACCAGCCCAACAUUUUUGCAAACAAUAACCACUUCUGUGCCAACCUCCAGCACAACUUCUGUACCAAUAGUCAGCAUGACCCCUGUGCAAACCACCAGCCCAACCUCUGUGUCAACAAUCAGCACAACCUCACUGCCAACAACCAGCACCUCUUUGCCAACCUCCAGCACAACUUCUGUACCAAUAACCAGUACAAACCCUGUUCCAACAACCAGCCCAACCUCUGUACCAUCAACCAGUGCAAUACCUGUGCCAGUAACCAGCACAACUGUGCAAACCUCCAGCUCAACUUCUGUACUAAUAACCAGCACAAUCCCAGUUCCAAUAACCAGCCCAACCUCUGUGCCUAUAACCAGCACAAAUCCUGUGCAAACCACCAGCCCAACCUCUGUGCCAACCUCCCACACAAUUUCUGUACCAAUAACCAGCACAACCCCUGUUCCAACAACCAGACCAACCUCUGUGCUAUCAACCAGUGCAACACCUGUGCCCAUAUCCAGCACCUCUGUGCCAACCUUCAGUACAACUUCUGUACCAAUAACCAGCACAAGCUCUGUUCCAAUCACCAGCUCAACCUCUGUACCAGCAACCAGUGCAAUACCUGUGCCAAUAACCAGCAUCUCUGUGCUAACCACCAGCACAACUUCUGUACCAAUAACCAGCACGACCAUUGUGCAAACCACCAGCCAAACCUCUGUGUCAACAACCAGCCCAAUAUCUGUGCAAACAAUAAGCAGUUCUGUGCCAACUUCGAGCACAACUUCUGUACCAAUAACCAGCACAACCCCUGUGCAAACGACCAGCCCAACCUCAGUUCCGAUAACCAGCACAACCUCUGUGCCAGUAACCAGCACAACCCCUGUUCCAACAACCACACAACUUCUGUACCAAUAACCAGCACAACCUCUGUGCAAACAAGCAGCCCAACCUCUGUCUCUACACCAGUGACAACUGCUACCAACCCCGUCUCCUUGGUGCCAUCCACCCCUACAUGCUACUGUAGUGUGUCUGGCGAGCUGCACCCUGCAGGAGCCAUCAUUUACCAGCAGACCGACCUCCUUGGCCACUGCUAUUAUGCCGUGUGCAGCCUGGACUGCCGUGUGGUUAGGCGGACGGACUCCACCUGCCCCACCAACAGGCCAUCUCCCCUGCCAGCAACCUCUCUGCCCAGGUCCUCUACCUGGACCCCUGUUCCUGUCACUGAGCAGGGAUGCCCAAAUGCUGUCCCCCCGAGAAUGAAAGGCGAGAUCUGGCCCAUGCCCAACUGCUCCCAGGCCACCUGCAAGGGCAACAACGUCAUCACCCUGCAGCCGCGCCCAUGCCCCCAGGAGCAGAAGCCCACCUGUGCCAACGGCUACCCUGCCGUGAGGAUGACCGAGCAGGACAGCUGCUGUCCACAGUACCAGUGCCAGUGUGUGUGCAGCGGCUGGGGCGACCCCCACUACAUCACCUUCGAUGGCACCUACUAUACGUUCCUGGACAACUGCACAUACGUGCUGGUGCAGCAGAUCGUGCCCGUGUAUGGCCACUUCCGUGUGCUCAUUGACAACUACUUCUGCAACUCCCUGGACGGGCUGUCCUGCCCGCGGUCCAUCAUCGUGGAGUACCAGCAGGACCGCGUCGUGCUGACCCGCAGGCCAGUCCUUGGGGUGCUGACCAACCAGAUCAUCUUCAACAAUGAGGUGGUCCAGCCCGGCUUCCAGAAAAACGGCAUCGUGGUGUCCCAGAUCGGCAUCAAGAUGUAUGUCACGGUGCCCGGGAUCGGCUUGCAGGUCAUGUUCACCGGCCUCGUCUUCUCUGUGGAGGUGCCUUUCAGCAAGUUUGCUAACAACACAGAGGGACAAUGUGGCACCUGCACCAAUGACCGCAAGGAUGAGUGCCGCCUGCCUGGGGGCACGGUGGUGGCCUCCUGCUCCGACAUGUCUGGCCACUGGAAGGUGCCCAACCCUAACCAGACUUCCUGCCUCGGGCCUCCUCCGACGCCCUCCACAGCCUGGCCCAUGACCCCACCCACACAGGCACCGUGCCUGCCUUCACCCAUCUGCCAGCUGAUCUUCCAACACCGUGUCUUCGGGUCAUGCUACACCGUGGUCCCCCCGGAGCCGUACUUCCAAGGCUGUGUCUUCGACCAGUGCUACAUGCCCGCUUCUGACAUGAUGUGCUCCAGCUUGGAGCUGUACGCAUCGCUCUGCGCGUCCCAUGGCGUGUGCAUUGACUGGAGAGGCUGGACCAACCACACGUGCCCCUUCACCUGCCCUGCUGGCAAAGUGUACCAGCCCUGCGGCCCGGCCAACCCCUCCUACUGCUACGGGAGCAGCAAUGCCAGCAUCGGGGCUCUCCAGGAUGCCGGCCACAUCACGGAAGGCUGCUUCUGUCCCCAGGGCAUGACCCUUUUCAGCGCCAGCUCUGGAGUCUGUGUGCCCACAAACUGCUCCAGUUGUCUGGGGCCCCAUGGGGAGCCUGUGGAGCCAGGCCACAAGGUCACCAUCGACUGCCAGGAGUGCACCUGUGAGAACGGCACUCACACACUGAGCUGCAGGUCACAGCCCUGCCCGCCACCCCCCGCCUGCCGCACGCCUGGCUUCGUGCCUAUGUCUGUGGCCCCACUGGCUGGCCAGUGCUGCCCCCAGUACAACUGCGCCUGCGACACCAGCUCCUGCCCCGCCCCCACGGACUGUCCUAAGGGCUCCCACCGGGUCUUGGUCUAUGAGGACGGCGCCUGCUGCCCGAGCCAAAACUGCAGCCCAACUGGCUGCAACAUCAACGGCACUUGGUACCAGCCUGGCGCUGUGGUCUCCUCCAAUCUGUGUGAAACAUGCACGUGUGAGGUGCCUGGUGGCCCUCAGUGGGGCACGUUCACAAUCUACUGCAAGACUGAGAUAUGCAGCCCCCACUGUCCCCUGGGCUUCGAGUACCGGGCACAGAGCGGGCACUGCUGUGGCAUGUGUGUGCAAGUGGCCUGUGUCAGCAAUUCCAGCAACAGCCCCGCCCACCUCUUCUAUCCCGGCGAGUCCUGGUCGGACCCAGGGAACCCCUGUGUGACACACAAGUGCAAGAAGCACCAGGACGGGUUGGUGGUGGUGACCACGAAGAAGGUGUGCCCCCCACUCAGCUGCCCUGUGGCCCAGGCUCGGCCGAGCACGGAUGGCUGCUGCCCCUUGUGUAGCCGCCCUACAUGUGAAUCCUGUGCCAGGAGCUACCAGCACCAGGUUAUCAGGAAAUGGGGCUGCAGCUCCCCUGGGCCUGUGCGCCUCACCUAUUGCAAGGGUCACUGCGGGGCCACCAGCUCCAUGUACUCCUGGGAAGCCAACAGGGUGGACCGCAAGUGUACGUGCUGCCAGGAGCUGAGGUCCUCGCUGAGGAACGUGACCCUGCUCUGUGCCGAUGGCUCCAGCCGCGUCUUCAGCUACCCUGAGGUGGAGGAGUGCGGCUGCGUGGGCCUGCGGUGCAGCUCCCACGGGUACCUGGACCACUCGCAGGCGCUAGAGCCCGAGCAGAGCCAGUAGGCAGAGCACGGGGACCGGAGAAGGGGGGCCCCGGGGCCCAGACCGCUCCCUUAGACAGACUGGAGGCCUCCCUCCUCAGCAAGCUCACCCCGAUUCCCGCUGCCUCAGCUCCCAAGGCCAGUGGAACCUGAGCCUUGGUCCACAGGACCCGAGUCUGGGAUGCACCAGCCACCCGCCUCCUCCCCCUGCAGGGUCCAGUUGACCUUGGACGUGCAGCGGCCCUGACUGACCCACAGCUGCCUGUCAGGAACGGCCUGGGGCAGGCGGUGGCUCCUCUGGUGGGGGGCCCAGCCUGUUCUUCCCAGGACUUAAGCAUCACAGAAGGGUCUUAUCAAGGAUUGUCACUCCGACUUGGCGACUGGCUGCUUGGCUGCCAUUGGGAGGACAGCCUCAUCCCUACCUCGGCCCUUGGCCUCAGGAAAAGGCCAACUGGUUUCACAAAUACACUUGG